AUGUCUGCCACUCGCCACUCUGCCGAAUCGCUCACGAAAUGCCUGAAGGCCAUGCAGACGGUCUACGGGGCAUUCUCACAGCUCUCUCGCGCACAAGCAUCGUCGUGGGUCCCUCCUCCGAUGUCAGAAGGACACCGCGGACGAUAUCUCUGGACUGACGCCUUCGGCGUCCUCAACUUCCUCACCCUCGGUACGCUCACGCACAACCCGACAUACACGACCCUAGCCGCCCGGCUCAUCGUCCGCGUGCACGACGUGCUCGGACGCACGCGCGACGGCACGCAGCGCCUGCCCGGCGCGACGGACGCACAUCCGCUCCGGGGCGGACUCCGCAUCGGCAAGGUGGGCGACGAGGACGACCCGAGCGGGGACGGCGACGGGCAGUACCACCACUACCUCACCAUCUGGAUGUUCGCGCUCAACCGCACGGCGCUUGCGACCCACGACCCGCGCUACAACGACCUCGCAAUCGAGCUCGCGAAGGCGAUCCACCCGCGCUUUGUGCGCGAACGCGACUCGGAGCGGCCGAGGAUGUACUGGAAGAUGAGCGUGGAUAUGAGUAGGCCGAUGGUCCGCUCGGAGGGGAACCUCGAUCCCAUCGACGGAUACGUCGUGUACAGCUUGCUUCAGCGAACAAACAAGGCGAACCCGAGCGUGCUUGCGCAGGAGGUCAGGGAGUACAAGAAGAUCUUGGACACGAAGUGGAGGAGAUAUGUCUCGAAUGACCCGCUCGACCUCGGAAUGACCCUGUGGACCGCACACUGGUUUGACGGCGAGGAGGAAUGGGCGACGGAGCUCACCAACCGCGCUGUGGCCUGCACCCGUGUCCUAUUCGAAGACGGAUAUUACGACCAAUCCAGAGCCUACCGUCUCGCGUUCCGCGAGUUCGGGACCGGCCUGGGCAUCCGAUGCCAUACCGAGACGCGGCAGAAGGAGCUCUCGCUCGAAGAGGAAAACUGGGAUGCUUACAUGGAGAAGAUCCUCUCGGUAUGGGAACCAGACCUCGAGAGUGGGCCGACGCACACGCCCGCGUCGCUCGUGCCUAUCACCCUUGUCAUGUACUCGAGUGCGGUGAUGCCAGGCGCAUUCCACAAGGGGUUCUUUGACCAGUACUGA
Rhodofomes roseus is the source of this 1116-nucleotide messenger RNA. RefSeq lists its product as uncharacterized. The coding region runs from base 1 to 1116 and encodes 371 amino acids. Lineage: Eukaryota; Fungi; Basidiomycota; Agaricomycetes; Polyporales; Fomitopsidaceae. The record is from RefSeq and is a predicted model, not a curated record. The transcript has 3 exons. Gene Ontology annotation, biological process: carbohydrate metabolic process.